Messenger RNA from Prorocentrum cordatum, 1454 nucleotides. The record is from the annotation of a GenBank genome assembly. Lineage: Eukaryota; Dinophyceae; Prorocentrales; Prorocentraceae.
GGGGGUGGGAAUCUGGUUGACAGUCGCUGCCCUCGUCAACGAUCGAGGCCCCCCGUCACGCCCCCGGCGCCACGUCGGCCCCGAGGAGUCGUAGCAGAGGUGGCCUCGGACACGCAAGCUCUCCGACGUCCCAAUGCUCCUGCGCGCCGCCAGGACGUGGCGCCGUUGUCGCGGGCUCCCGCGCCGCCGCGCAGCAUCCCGCGAUGGCUUCUCGAGGGCCGCGAGAGGAUUGAGGACCCGCGCUGAGGAGGCGCCCUCGGCUGCUGGCAUCGCGCCGCCCGACGCGACCCCACGGUCAGCGAUGCCCGGCCGCGGGCGCCUGACACACUUGCUGCGUCGGUGGGGCGUCGACCAGCUGACCCGCGGCGAGCAGGUUGAGCUCGCGCGCUUCGCCGCGCAUCGCUGGGGCCAGAGGCAUUUGCCUGGCGCCCCGGGGGCGCCCGAGGCUCUCCGGGAGCUUAGUUCUGCCGCGCGCAUGCUAUUCCGCCAGCGUCGAGGCGACGGCGGGAGUUCGACCCUGAGGAUGGGCGGGAAAUUCCAGGCCGCGGACGCGGAAGAUCGCGGGCGGCGCGGCGGGGGCGAUUUGCUCGCGGAUGCGCUGAGAGACACGGCUCUGAAGCCCAUGCAAGUGGGCCAGGGCAACCCCGCCAGCGCAUCCACGGGCGACGCUCGGGUUCUGGUUCGAGUGCUUCUCAGCGGAAGCCUCGGCACCCCCGGCGCGGCGAUGGCCGCGAUGGAGGCGGACGACCUGGUCUACGUGCGGUGCGGCGGCCUGGAAACCUUCAACAGGUUCCGUGGCAAGGCGCAGGACGUCCGGUACAGCAAGUCCUACGACAAUGGUUUCCUCGAGGAGAACGCCAUCGAGCUGCUCGGGCUGGAUCUCGGCGAGACGUGGCUCAAGACGAGGCUGUUCAAGAUGGCCCAAGUGCAGGAGAUCGUGCCCCAGUCCUGGGAGAAGCCGGCGCCGAGGCCCGAGAAGUUGACUUGUUACGAGCUGCUCGCCUUGUACUCCGUCUUCCGGUAUGGCGAGCGAGCGGAGUUAUUGGAGCUCCUCUACUGCAUCAGCGAUGCCGACGGAGACGACAGGGUCCCAGGAGGACUUCGGGUGCAUGACAUGAACAGGGAUCGCGAUGAUCGCCUCUUUUGAAGUUGUCGAUGGCAACGUGCUUGCGAUUUCGUGGGAAGGGGGCGGCGUGCGGAGCAGGCAGACAGGCGAGCGAAGUCAAGGGAGUGCAAGGCAGAGGCGCUGCUUCGCGAGCAAAUUGGAGAACCCCGCGGCGCACUCGCACACCCAGGCGGUCAUGUUGUAGCCGCGUUGCCCAAUGCUUCCGACAAAUGGCGGUCGUUUUCUCAUUCGUUGUUUUGCCGAUCGGCGCGGGUCUUCGCCCCCCCAUGGGCCCAUGGGUUUUCUGUUGGCUGUGUUGGGCGCCCGUCUCGAGCAGGUGGAAUUUCCC